This is a messenger RNA of Hyla sarda, 1241 nucleotides long. RefSeq lists its product as uncharacterized. The coding region runs from base 63 to 1190 and encodes 375 amino acids. NCBI's taxonomy places the organism in Eukaryota, Metazoa, Chordata, Amphibia, Anura, Hylidae. The record is from RefSeq and is a predicted model, not a curated record. The transcript has 2 exons.
GGCCGCCGGGUACGUAGAACUCUCUCCUACUACACAGGCUUCUUGAAACAUCAGACGUCAUCAUGGCUUUAUUCACCAAGGCUUGGGAGUCAGUAGGUUUUCUCCAGACCAUCAACUCUGUGGUUCUGGGGCUCGUGGCUCAGGUCAGUGACUCCGCAUCCACAGAGGAAAUCGAGUUUGUGAAGAAGACUUUGGAGUCCAUUGACCGUCAGCUGGCAAUAGGAAAGGGCUUGAUGAGAGAUUGUGAUGUCACCAGGUGUGAAGAUGACAUAGUGGUGGUCUAUCAGCAGUUGGCAGCCAUUGUCCGUGCCGGAAAAUCUUACAAAGACAAAGAGAAAGAAGUGUUCAUACAAUACGUGUAUGACUACAAGAUCGAACGGCAGCUAAACGCACUGUACAAUCGACUUCUUGGAGUCUCUGUCCUGGCAGACCAAGUCACUCUCCUACAGCAGGUGAUAAGAGACCACCACCCCCGCCGCUGGGAGAUGAUCGCCUUCUGCCAGCAGGUUAACUUCGUCCUGGCCACCGGCCUGCUCUGCCUCUUUGUUCAUGGAUCUCUUACAGGAAGAGACACCCAACUCAUGAUGGGCAGGUGGACAGACAAAAUGGCUGCUCUUUAUAGGAGAAUGGAGGACACCUCUAGAGACUGUGCUGCAUACUUCAGGGAGCAGGCCCAGGAGGAUGUUGAAAAGUAUUUGCCCCUCAAUGAGUCAUUACCAGAUGAAGAAAAAGCUUCCAGCAUAUUGAAAUUGAUGGAGAAGAAUUAUGACUGGCUGCGCUGGGCUGUCAUGGUCUCUCGACCACCUCAAAACAAGGAUGGAGAGGUAUUGGUGAAGGGAAGUUACAUCUCCAUUCUGGGGGAUUGUGGAACUCAGGUGGUGCUGAGCUAUAGUGAGAAUCCAGUGUCCCUGGACAAGGGAAAGGUCAACCAUCUGAUUGGUGAACUAGAGUGGAAACUUCCCAACCCUCCCCCUGAUGUCUAUGCCAAUAUUGAGGCAGAUCCAGGUUAUGCUAAGAGGUACCUCGCCCAGCGCAUGCUCAAGAAGUUGUCGGAGGGCUUAAGCAAGGCUGUCACCAUACACACUGUGCCGGGGAAGCUGGAGAUGAGCGGCAACUUCCCUCCGGCCUCCUACGUAUUGUAUGAGUACAAGCACCGGAUGGCGUCCGGGACAGUGUGCAUCUUCGGCUAAACAUGUAAAGGUUGUAUGAACAAUAAUUGUAUCUUUUUUUUUGUUAGUGUU